UCCCUAACCUCAAAUAUGUACAAUACGUAAAUAAACAAAUGGAAGUCUUCCGGAAUUAAAGAUAUUCGUUAUGUUAUGUAUGAUACAUGAUACUUACAUUACUUGUACUUAUUGCUGCACAGUUGAAUUUACGCGAAAACAUUCUUCUAGCUGCAGGGACUGAAAAGUUAUGGAGAAUUGUAAAUAUUGUGAAAAGCCACUUGAAGAUUGUGAAGAUGAAGGACUUCAAUGCACUACUUGCUUGAAGUAUGUUCAUGUCCGUUGUUUGAAGAGAGGAGCAGUACCUGGUGGCAUGAAUGGUGACCUCUUCUUCACUUACACAUGCCAAGAAUGUUCAGAAUCAAACACAGAAGUAUUCGUUAGAGACAAAUUGUCAUGGCUGCAAGUGAUAGUACUUGUUUUAUAUCACUUGAAUACCAAAAGUCCAGGCUUGGCUAAGAAAGGUUUUUUUCAUUGGAAAUUUCAAAUUGCAGCUUUCAUUGAAAAAAAUUGGGAGGCACUCUUCACAAAAUAUGUUAAAAAAAAGAAAUCAUGGACUGGCACGGUUGCUGGUACCAUUUCACACUUCAGCAAAUACUUUUUCCUUUCGGGUACCUCUGUUAUCAAACAGCAGGCCUGGUGGACUCUGAGGUACCCUAAAUUAUCCCCGCAUAUGAUAUCAAAAAUAUAUAAUUCAUUGAUGGCCCAGAAGAUAAAAUUCAAAGCCGAUAAACAAGCUGUCUCAGAUAUAGAGAUUUUCAAUCAAAUACUUGAGGAAAAUGUUAAAAACCCAGAAAUGUUGCAACCUUUUAUGGUUAAUGAAAUGGAUAUUCAAGAGGAUACAGCUGAAAUAAGUGGUGAUCUAGGGGAUAUAUUGAGUCCCUCCCAGAUAGAAAAAACUAUGAAGGAAAAGGAAAAUAAGGAAACUAAUAAAAGAAAAUCUUUAUUACCCUCUAUAGAUAAUAAAAAAUUUUUGAAACUGAGCAAUUCACCAGAGAGCUUAUCUGAUGAUUUCACCAGAUGUUCUGUUGAAGCUCAGGACAAAAAACAGUUGGAAGAUAUACUGAAGCAUAAGAAACCAGAGGAGAAAAAAGAAAAUUUCAAAUUAUUGGAUCCUUUUUGUCACUAUAAUACUUCACUGAGCAAUAUUUCUCGCAUGAAAGGUAUAAGCCUAAAAAUCAAGCUUCUUGGUGGAGUAAGGAAAGAGAUGAUUUUAUCUCCAUACAGUGGUAUAUACCUUAAACCAUAUAUAAGAAGGGAUACUGAGACUUUUCCUUCUUGGUUACAAAUGAUGGCGGAACUGCAACUCACAGCAAAUAAAAAAGAUUCGACUUAUACUUUACCUUCAAGGGGCCCUCUGGACUUUGUUUAUGUGCAGCCAGAGCACAUACCUGCGAUCAAUUGCUUAUGUAAUCAAUUUUUCUGGCCAGGGAUUGAUUUGACUGAUACUUUACAGUAUCCAGAUUUCAGCUGUGUUGUAGUAUAUAGACGCUUAAUUGUGGGAUUUGCAUUUCUUGUUCCAAACGUGAGUCACACAGAGAACUACAUUUCAUUUAUCUUCACAAGACCAGGCUGGAGAAAUGUGGGAAUUGCUACAUUUAUGUUAUAUCAUCUUAUACAGACAAGCCAAGGAAAAGACAUUCUCCUUCAUGUAUCUAUAAAUAACCCCGCUUUUUUUCUGUACCAGAAGUUUGGUUUCAAAGUAGAAAAAAUCGUUUUAGAUUUUUAUGAUAAAUACAUUAGAGAUGAUGUGAAAGAGUCGAAGCAUGCAUUUUUAUGCAGAUACGAACGGUGACAGUUGUGAAAGAAUGUAAUGAAAAUAAAAAAGCUCAAAACUG
This is a messenger RNA of Coccinella septempunctata (seven-spotted ladybird), 1817 nucleotides long. RefSeq names its product cysteine-rich protein 2-binding protein (gene Atac2). NCBI's taxonomy places the organism in Eukaryota, Metazoa, Arthropoda, Insecta, Coleoptera, Coccinellidae. Bases 170 to 1774 code for a protein of 534 amino acids. The record is from RefSeq and is a predicted model, not a curated record. Gene Ontology annotation, molecular function: acyltransferase activity, transferring groups other than amino-acyl groups. The transcript is spliced from 9 exons.